GAAAUUUUAGAACCAACAAAAUCUUCUUCUUCAUUCUCCUUCUUCCUCCAUUCUCUAUAUCUCCAAAACCAAAACCCACCCCCAAAAGAAAAUCUCUAUCCCUCACCAUGUCAUUACCUUCCUCCCAACUCACCUUUCUCUCCACCGCCUUCUCCUUCUCCUCCUUCUCCCCCCCUCCACGGACCCACAACCUUCGUCUCCUCCAUUCCUCCAAUCCCCUCAUCUCUUGCAAGCUCCCCCCCCCUUCCCAUGAUCCAAAGGGAAAUGAGAAUCGGGUCGCGAACCUUGCGAUUGUUACUUUAAUGGCUGGGGUUCUGACAUUGGGAUCGGUUCAUGAUGCUUCCGCCGCCAAGACUGGCGGUCGAGUCGGCGGCCAGGCCUUCCGUUCGGCGGCUCCUCGGCCCUCUUCCCCGAGAAUCAACAAUAAUUCUAGGACAAAUAUAUACAUAAAUCCAAGAGUAGCACCACCAUUAGGUGGGUAUGGGUAUGGAUAUGGUGUACCAUACUAUGGUGGUGGAUGGGGAUGGUCACCAUUUUCAUUCUUUGCACCUUCCCCAGCAGUUGCUGUUGGCAUUGGAGGAGGUCUUGAUGUUCUUUUCUUCUUCAUAUUGCUUGGUACUGUUGCAGCUUUUGUGAGAAGAAUCUUUGGAAGAAGGGAAGAAGACGAUGAUGAUUAUUAAUAACACUCAAAGUCCUUGGAUGGAAUGUUGGGUUCACACUUUUAAACUUAGCUUCUUAGUGGGAGAGUUUUUCUUCGUCCUAUUUGUAUUAGAGGAGAUGCUAUGUAAUUAAAAAGCUUAAUGUAUAAAAUGUAUAGCCAUUUAUCAAAAGUACACUCACUAAAAAAAUAUUCUAAAUAUUCAAAUACCUUCACUUUAUUUUUUGUUA
This is a messenger RNA of Cucumis sativus (cucumber), 888 nucleotides long. RefSeq lists its product as uncharacterized. Bases 108 to 680 code for a protein of 190 amino acids. The record is from RefSeq and is a predicted model, not a curated record. The transcript is spliced from 3 exons. NCBI's taxonomy places the organism in Eukaryota, Viridiplantae, Streptophyta, Magnoliopsida, Cucurbitales, Cucurbitaceae.